This is a messenger RNA of Aaosphaeria arxii CBS 175.79, 1322 nucleotides long. RefSeq lists its product as uncharacterized. The coding region runs from base 67 to 1113 and encodes 348 amino acids. The transcript has a single exon. NCBI's taxonomy places the organism in Eukaryota, Fungi, Ascomycota, Dothideomycetes, Pleosporales. Gene Ontology annotation, molecular function: heme binding. The record is from RefSeq and is a predicted model, not a curated record.
CCCUUCUUCUCUUCAACAUAACAUUCCUUUCGCCUCCGACCGACCUACGACUACCUCUACAAGAAUAUGAUCGUGGCCGUGUCGCUUCUUGCGAUAUCACUGUCACUACUGAUCUAUCAUCACCCUCCUUCGACAUGGACUUCAUUAUUCCUACCGCAAGUUGACGACAAACGCCCCGCAUCGCCCCCGUCGAACAUAACCCCAGCGGACGAUGAUACUAAAGAGCCCACAACCGUUGACAAUGAGAGGAGGCCCGAUACCCUGGUACCACCAGAUGUGAAGUCCGAAACAAAGUCUUCGCCGGACACAACUCCCAAAGCUGUCGCUAGCGAUCCUCCUAAUGGCGAACCGGUUCCGACGUUCACUCUUGCCGGGCACGAGACCUCCGAUGACGAGGACGACGAGGAAGAUCUACCUCCGCCAUCUUUCCCAGCGCUGAACUCUGCACAACGAGCAUCUAGACCAAACGUAGCCCUCGCACAUCCUUCAGCACCUACACUCAUGGCUCCUCCAGCCAAACCAACAGCUACAUCCUCCCUUAUGCCACCUCCGAGUCUCAAAGCUUCGAACCUUCGCGCACUCCCUACGAACUCCCAGUCCUCCUCGCUUCGCAUUCCCACCACAGGCCCGCUCCCCAAUCGAGGCCCCGUGCCAAAUCGAAAUCCAUCUUCAUCUCUGGGCGUUGCUUCUUUCUCCAGCCUCAGCAACUCCAGCAUCAAGCCGCCCAACGCGCGCAACAAGGUCCAACUCACACCGGGACAUUCACCACUCGACUGGGCGAACUUGCAACGCUCCGGCACAAACCUAUCAGGAGUUUCGUCCCUCCAGCGCGUCACCCCCUCGAUGCUGAAGCACAACAACGGUAGAAAGGGAAAGCCUGCCUGGUCGAGCUAUCAAGGCAAGGUCUACAACAUCACCCCGUACUUGCCCUUUCAUCCAGGAGGGGAGGGAGAACUCAGACGAGUGGCGGGCAAGGACGGCGCGAAGCUGUUUAUGGAGGUGCACCCCUGGGUGAAUUGGGAUAACAUGCUGGGCGAGUGCGUCGUCGGAGUGAUGGUUAGCGAGGAACAAGCACCGGCAAACGUGACGAGCAGUCUAGAGGAAAUGGACUGAUGAAUUAGAUACCCCCAUAGAUCAAGGUUGCAUUGGAAAGGCGUUACCAUUCGGCUGAUAUAGUGCUGAUAUCUGGUGUUUUAGACAAUUCUUGUUCAAGUAAGAGCAAUCAUCUCCAUAACUUUACUUCAAGUCGUUUUCAAUUCAAUUAGACAAGCAAAUUUCCAAAAGAUACCAUAGGCUAUUGUCAAUGAUACACCUUGUCCAAC